This is a messenger RNA of Hymenoscyphus albidus, 834 nucleotides long. The record is from the annotation of a GenBank genome assembly. NCBI's taxonomy places the organism in Eukaryota, Fungi, Ascomycota, Leotiomycetes, Helotiales, Helotiaceae.
CCAGUAUUCAGCUCAUGAUAGACACAAAAAGCAAAUGGCAGUGGGUUUCCUAGACGAAUCUGAUUCAGGGGUUGAACGAACUAUACAAUCUCAAUUAAGACCACUAAAUGAACCAGUGGAUAAUACUUUAUUUGAGCAAAAGUUAUUGUUUGAGGUCAUCUUACAAUACAGUACUUGAGUAUAUCCACUUCAUCGCACUGUCUAGGGUUACCUGGGGGCAGCCUUCUUGAGAGCUUCAGCCUCAUCCUAUCACGUGUAGCCAAUCAGACAAUCCGCCAGACAGCGCAAGGCAAGAAGGCUUAAGGCCAGUUAAGGCCAGACAGACUCUCAGUAACUAAAAUCCCAUUCAAAGCCAAACCACCACAACCACAAUCAUGGCAGAUCAAAUACUAGACCAAAUCCGCGAUGUCGCCGAAGGUCAAAUCGUAAGUUCGAAAUUACCCUAUUUUCCAAGUAUCUGUGCUAACUAGAUUCCAGGACUUCGAAGGUCAAAGGUUCACUGAGUUCCUAUCUACAGCUCUACUCUCAUUAGUUGGCGUGAGUUGUAUAAGUUUGCAGAUCCAUAUAGCUCUAUUCCUGGAAACUAAUUCAUUGAUUGUACAGGCGUUAUCCUUCAUCAUCGGAUUCAUUAAACAAGACAUCAAGCUCGCUCUAAUGAUUGGGUUGGGAGGAACUGCUCUCACAAUGUUCAUCAUCGUACCACCUUGGCCUUUCUUCAAUAGACAUCCCGUCAAGUGGCUACCAGCAGGAGGUGUGGACAAGUCUUCCUCAGAGGGAAUCACGGUGGAUGGGAAAGUUGUGGGAUGACAAAUAGAGAAAGUCAUAUAAGUCUGG